AUGAAGUUCCUUGUUUUGGCUGUUGCCUCACUGGCCAUCGUCUAUGCGCAAACCACCUAUCGCCCCGUUGAGCCAUGCUCUCUUUGUGAAUACGUCACAAACCAAGCUCUUCACCAUCUCAACUUCGGAUACAAUGAAGCCGAACUUCAAAAGGAGCUUCUUUCGGAUUGUGAAUCUCUUCAAAAAGUCUACGGUCCACAAGCCGUUCAAGAUUGCAAAGAUGGUGUCAACGCCAACAUUGACAUCAUCUACAAAGAUUUGAAAUCCGGAAAAGACGCCUGGGGAGUUUGUGUUGAUCUCGGACAAUGCAUCCCGUCGACUGGCACUCAUCCAAGCAGCCAUCACCCCAAUUUCGUCCGCAAACAC
Messenger RNA from Mesorhabditis belari, 366 nucleotides. Lineage: Eukaryota; Metazoa; Nematoda; Chromadorea; Rhabditida; Rhabditidae. The record is from the annotation of a GenBank genome assembly.